This is a messenger RNA of Adineta steineri, 2625 nucleotides long. Lineage: Eukaryota; Metazoa; Rotifera; Eurotatoria; Adinetida; Adinetidae. The record is from the annotation of a GenBank genome assembly.
AUGGACACUACAGAAAAUAACAUAUUAUUAUCGAAUAACGAUGAUGAAUUAGAACAGGAAGAAAGUUGUUCUGCGAUUGACGAAUUUGAACCUAUGGACAACAAAAUCAAUGAAAAGGAUUGGUCUUCGUCUGAUGAUGAUAAUGAUAAUGAUGGUGACGAUGAUGAUGAUGAUAAGGAAAUAACUUAUCAUCAUAAAGAAUCAUCAAAUUUCAAGAAUCUUGAUUGGCAUCAAGUUCCUUUUUCCACUUCGGAUAUAACAUGGUACUCUAUGAAUCGACAUGCACGUCGAGAAUUUAGUGAUUAUAGAGAAAAAAUUCGUUCAAUUCGACGUCAAUUGGCUAUUCAUAAUCUUAUCUUACGACCUAUCUAUAAAGGUAUUGGAUAUCAUUUGGAUUCAAUAAAUAUUUUUCAAAAGAAAACGUUUAAAUUCAUGACACAAACAAAUUGCUAUUCAUUCCUUUUUAAACUCAGUCGUUCAUAUCCACAUGCAAGUCAAAAUCGUUUAGCUAAUAUUGUUGACCGAGUCGAAACAACAUUGAAUAAUUUAUUUCAUUCUAAAUCUAUUACUGAAACACAAUAUAACCUGAUGAAAAUCAAUCGAACAUCAGUACGAAUGAAUUAUUUAUAUUUCGUAUCACAAACACAUAAAGAAGGAAUACCUGUUCAACCCAUCAUGAUAUGUAAUGAUGGUCCAACAGAGGGCAUCUGUCGUUUUCUUGGUCGUCUUCUUGGAUUACUUUUUAAUGAUUCAACUCAAUGUAAAAAAUUUCACAAAACUGUUAAUGUUAUACAUGAAAUGGAAUUUUAUCAGAAAAAUGGUCAACUUCAACCAACUACAUUGUUUGCUACAUUUAAUAUAGAUAAUUUGUGUCUCAUGUUUUCACAUGAACAAGUUAUUAUUGCUUUAGAACGUUUUCUUAAUCAUUGUCUAUUAUCAGAUUAUCAUAUUCAAGAUAUGACCACUGAUACUAUUCUUCAACUUGUUCGUCUUGUACUUGAUAAUCAAUAUUUUGUCUAUAAUUACAAAUUCUAUAAACAAACUCAAGGUGGUGCAUCUGGCUCAUUAUUAACUAUUCCAUUAGUUUAUAUCUAUUUAUUCUAUUGGCAACACGAUUUAUUAAGUAAUUUAAUUAAUAACAAUGAACUAUUUCUUAGAUAUCGAGAUGAAGCAUUCAUUACAUGGAAUCGAUCUGAAGAUGAACUUCGUUCAAUUCUUACUAUGGCUAAUACACAAUUUUCUCAACCAACAUGGAAUAUAACUGAAAUUGGAUCAACUAUACAUUUUCGUGACAUCAAAAUAUCUAAUGAUAAUGGUGUUCUCCAAACAAGUGUUUAUCAUGAAUGUAUGUAUCAUGAACCUGUACUACCACCAUCUCUUGAUUUACUUCAACUUCCAAUACAACGAAAUGUAUGGAGUUGGCUACGAAAAUCUAUAUUAAAAGCAAUUCGAUAUUCUUCUACUGAGUAUUCUUUCAAAAAUGAGCUUAUUCACAUCAGCAUCAUACUUAGAAUUCAUGGCUUUUCCGAUGAAACGUUCACUCAAGGUCACGAAGAGGUUAUCGAAGAUUUUGGCGUAACAAUACGAAAUGAAAUAGCAUGUGUACCUACUUAUGAUACUAUGCGUAGACAUCUUUUCGCUUAUGAUAAAUACCGUCAAAUAAAAGCAACACAACCACCAGGACCGCAACAAGAAAUAAUAUUACAACUUCCUUAUCCGUCUAAUUGGGACAAAACUUUUCGUAGUAACUGUACACACCCACCCACACCCACACCCCUUCCAAGUCAAAGACCAAUAAUUACAAAUACAUCUGAACAUAACAAUCGAUCUUCUCGACGCGAAGCUCAACGAAGACGACGUCAACGACAACGUCACCGAAGGCGAGAAGAACGCGAAGCACUACAACAACAACAAAUACAGCGACAAAGACAGCAACAAAGACAACAACAACAACAACGACAACAACAGAGACAACAACAACAACACCAACAACUACUGCGACAGCAACAACAACAAAGGCAACAAAGAGAACAACAACAACAAGUACAGCAACAAAGACGACAACUAAAUACACAGCAACGACCUCAACCAAGACAUUAUCCAGGUCGAACUUUACAACGACAACCGGAACGAUAUACACGAUGGGCCGACUAUCUAGGUCAAUGGGGAUAUCAUCAAAAUCGACGACGACAACGACAAAACUACUAUGAUAAUGAAUUAUAUCCUUCAGAUUAUAUGGAAGAAUCAAUGGAUGAAAUGUACAACGAUCCACUUUUAGAAGCAUAUGUGUGGGAAACGAUGGAUCCAAAGGAACGAUGGGAACAAGAACAAAUCAAUGAAUUAGAAAAAAUUCAUGUCGUCGAUCCAUUUGAACAAUUAACAAUUAUGCAAGAUGAACUCGAACAACUUCAGCAGAUUGAUCAUAUUCAACGAUUAAAAGAACAAGAAGAACGAAUUCGAUUAGAGCAGUGGGAACAAGAUCAAUCAAUCGUCAUAAAAGAUCCUUCUAUUCUAACAUAUAUAUCACAACUGGAAGAUGAAAUUGAACAAUUAACACAAAUCAAUGCUCUUCAAACGAUCGAUCAUGAAAUGCCUGAACAACAAAACCAACAACAAAAUAUUUAA